Messenger RNA from Parnassius apollo (apollo), 3495 nucleotides. Lineage: Eukaryota; Metazoa; Arthropoda; Insecta; Lepidoptera; Papilionidae. The record is from the annotation of a GenBank genome assembly.
AUGUUAGCCCGCUUUCCAUUCACCAGGCGCAAUCGCAGUGAAUACCAUAAAUUUCAAGAACAACUCAAUACUCAAGAACAAUUUGUAUGCAAUAUAGCCAUGACAGCAAAUGGAAACGGCGCUAAUUAUGCACCGCUGAAACAAACAUUUUCAGAUUCUGAAUCCGAAGACGAUCAUAAACUAGAAAAUGCUGUCCAUAUUCGAGCUACAGACAGUUGUAAUAAUUUGGAUUACAAUAGUGGACUGCAAUCUACCAAGAAUUAUAGCAUGAGUGACAUGGACGACUUAAAUACUAAUGUUAAUACACUAGAAAGUACGAUGGACAAUGUAAGUUUUCUGCAAUCUGAUGCUUCAAAUAAAAUGUCUUUACCUCGUCGUUGCGCUUUUGUCGCAUCUAUAUUUAUGUGCGUUUUUACAGUAGUAAUAUUUCUAUGGGGUAUACCGUGCUCAGAUGUAGGAAGUUGUCCUAAUAAUGAGUGGCAUGACAAGACAACCAGCUGGGAAUUACCAUAUUAUGACUUGGAGCUUUCUGGAGCAAUUCAAGUGGUGAAUGGUGCUAUACCUAACACCAAAAAUUUAAUAUUUAUUUAUAGAGGUAAUCACAUGAAGCAUGAGGGUUCAAGUAACAGUGACAAUGUAAAUGGGGUACUGCUUAUUGUUGGUAAUACUGGAGAAGUAGGAUGGUUCACUAGGGAGAAGAGAAUACCUACAGAAAUUAAUUGCAAUGUUGUUGAUGUAAAUAAAGAUAAGCAAAAGGAUUGUAUAGUUGCUGGGUCUGAGGGAUUGUUAGCUGCUUUGAAUGCUUUAUCAGGUACCCAUUUUUGGCAUGUUAAUAAAAAUGGAAAUGUUUCUAGUGAUAUUGCUGCAAUAGACUUCCCAAUAGUAGUGAAUGAUACCAAUAAGGAUGGUGUAGUGGAUCUCCUCACAAUAGCUACAGUCUAUCCAAGUACAAAUCACAACACACUACUGCUUAUCUCAGGUGCAACUGGAAACAUUAUUGGUGGUCCAUUGUUAAUUCCAGAUUGUAUGUCGGUAAAAUUGCUAGUGGAAUCUGUUUCUAUAACAUAUCUUUGUAAAAAUGGACCUGCCGAAGCUGUGAGACAUAUUCUGUAUCCGCAACUACUCAAAAAAUUAUCCAUGUACCAUGCAGAUAAAACUUCGGCAGCUCCAAAAAAACCAAAUUUAAGUUUAAAAAAGAAAAUAGGCAAUACAAGAAAAGUAUUUAAUAAUGGACCAGGAAAACUUAUUGUAGAAAAUUCAGGUGAAUGUCCAAACUCUUGCAGGGUAAACUUGACACUGUUAUUAGAACAAAAUGGAACUACAAAUGACGAGCGGCAAGCGGCACACUCGUACGUGUACUCACACGACGCGCGCGUGCAGCGUGUGCUCGUGCACGAGGCUGUGCAGCAGCGCGCACGCGACGGCCCACUGCCGGCUACUGGACGAGCGGCGAGCGGCGCGCUCGUGCGUGUACUCACAAGACGUGCGCGUGCAGCGUGUGCUCGUGCGCGAGGCUGUGCAGCAGCGCGCACGCGACGGCCCACUGCCGGCUACAGGACGAGCGGCGAGCGGCGCGCUCGUGCGUGUACUCACAAGACGUGCGCGUGCAGCGUGUGCUCGUGCACGAGGCUGUGCAGCAGGCGCACGCGACGGCCCACUGCCGGCUACAGGACGAGCGGCGAGCGGCGCGCUCGUGCGUUUACUCACAAAACGUGCGCGUGCAUCGUGUGCUCGUGCGCGAGGCUGUGCAGCAGCGCGCACGCGACGGCCCACUGCCGGCUGCAGGACGAGCGGCGAGCGGCACGCUCGUGCGUGUACUCACAAGACGUGCGCGUGCAGCGUGCGCUCGUGCGCGAGGCUGUGCAGCAGCGCGCACGCGACGGCCCACUGCCGGCUACAGGACGAGCGACGAGCGGCGCGCUCGUGCGUGUACUCACAAGACGUGCGCGUGCAGCUGUGCUCGUGCGCGAGGCUGUGCAGCAGCGCGCACGCGACGGCCCACUGCCGGCUGCAGGACAGCAGCGGCGCGCUCGUCCGUGUACUCACAAGACGCGCGCGUGCAGCGUGCGCUCGUGCACGAGGUUGUACAGCAGCGCGCGGCGGCGGCUCUCUGCCGGCUGCAGGACGAGCGUCGAGCGGCGCACUCGUGCAUGUACUCACACGACACGCGCUUGCAGCGUGUGCUCGUGCGCGAGGCUGUGUAGCAGCGCGCACGCGACGGCCCACUGCCGGCUGCAGGACGAGCGGCGAGCGGCGCGCUCGUGCGUGUACUCACAAGACGUGCGCGUGCAGCGUGUGCUCGUGCGCGAGGCUGCAGCAGCGCGCACGCGACGGCCCACUGCCGGCUGCAGGACGAGCGGCGAGCGGCGCGCUCGUGCGUGUACUCACAAGACGUGCGCGUGCAGCGUGUGCUCGUGCGCGAGGCUGUGUAGCAGCGCGCACGCGACGGCCCACUGCCGGCUGCAGGACGAGCGGCGAGCGGCGCGCUCGUGCGUGUACUCACAAGACGACGAGCGGCGAGCGGCGCGCUCGUGCGUGUACUCACAAGACGUGCGCGUGCAGCGUGUGCUCGUGCGCGAGGCUGUGUGCAGCGGCGCGCACGCGACGGCCCACUGCCGGCUGCAGGACGAGCGGCGAGCGGCGCGCUCGUGCGUGUACUCACAAGACGUGCGCGUGCAGCGUGUGCUCGUGCACGAGGCUGUGCAGCAGCGCGCACGCGACGGCCCACUGCCGGCUACAGGACGAGCGGCGAGCGGCGCGCUCGUGCGUGUACUCACAAGACGUGCGCGUGCAGCGUGUGCUCGUGCGCGAGGCUGUGCAGCAGCGCGCACGCGACGGCCCACUGCCGGCUGCAGGACGAGCGGCGAGCGGCGCGCUCGUGCGUGUACUCACAAGACGUGCGCGUGCAGCGUGUGCUCGUGCACGAGGCUGUGCAGCAGCGCGCACGCGACGGCCCACUGCCGGCUACAGGACGAGCGGCGAGCGGCGCGCUCGUGCGUGUACUCACAAGACGUGCGCGUGCAGCGUGUGCUCGUGCGCGAGGCUGUGCAGCAGCGCGCCACGCGACGGCCCACUGCCGGCUGCAGGACGAGCGGCGAGCGGCGCGCUCGUGCGUGUACUCACAAGACGUGCGCGUGCAGCGUGUGCUCGUGCACGAGGCUGUGCAGCAGCGCGCACGCGACGGCCCACUGCCGGCUACAGGACGAGCGGCGAGCGGCGCGCUCGUGCGUGUACUCACAAGACGUGCGCGUGCAGCGUGUGCUCGUGCGCGAGGCUGUGCAGCAGCGCGCGCGCGACGGCCCACUGCCGGCUGCAGGACGAGCGGCGAGCGGCGCGCUCGUGCGUGUACUCACAAGACGUGCUCGUGCAGCGUGUGCUCGUGCACGAGGCUGUGCAGCAGCGCGCACGCGACGGCCCACUGCCGGCUGCAGGACGAGCGGCGAGCUCGUGCGUUUACUCACAAGACGUGCGCGUGCAGCGUGUGCUCGUGCGUGA